AUGCGAAAAAUACAUAGAAAUGAAGCAGAGAAAAAACUAAAUGAAGAAAUAGGAAAACAAAAAGCAUUUGAACCUAUUAUCAAGGGAUUAAAAAAUGUUGAAGAAGCUGUCAUAAAAACCCAUGAUGAUAUUAAAUCAUUUUUAGUUCCGGUGAAACCAUUAACACAAACAUCAGAUUUGGUCAGAAGACCAAACCACAAAAAAAUGAUACGAGAUGGAGGCUUAGAAACAGAAAUUAAAAAUUCAAUUAUUAAUAAUAAAAUAGGAGUUAUUGCAGCUCAUUAUUUACCCAAAUUAUCAGAUGAUAAAUUUGGGAUUUUUCAUAAUCAUGAAACAAAUAUGCAUAUGAUAGGUAAAAAUGAGAUUCAUUUUAAAGAUAACAUUAUUAUUUUAAACGAACAAAUUAAUAAAUGACCACAAGGAUUAUUAACAUAUAAUAAAAAUAUAGAUUAAAAGAUAUUAAUAGAAACAGAAUCAUUAUAUCAUGAUAAUAAUAAAAAUACAAAAAAAGUAAAAUCAAGUAAAAGGGAUAAAUACAUGAAUCUGAUCCAUCCUAUUUGGAAUAAAAUUAGUGAAAAUUAAAAAUUAAAAACUUUGCAUGAAGAAUCUGGUUUAAUAAAUUAUACAGAAAACCCAAUUCAAUAUAAAUACAUUGAUAAUUUAAACGAAUUGUUAAAAUGAUUAUAUUUUAUUGCUGCAGAAGAAGGAGCUGGUAAUAAUAAUUUCCAUAAUGAAAAUUUAGGUAUUAUACAUUUUGUAAGUAAAGAAAUCGGAAAAUGAGUUGAUACACUCCAUGGUAUAGAAUAUCUCAUUUUUUUUAUUGCAAGUUUACCAAAGAAAGUGAUCACUGGAUCUGGACUUGUUAAUAAUUUCUUGAAUAGUAAAAUUAUGCCUGAAAUUCACUGGCCUGGUUAUAAUUAUCUCAGACCGUUUACAAAAUCUAAGAAACCAAUAAACAAACUGGAUGAAGCUGCAAUGGAGCUUUUUACUAUGAAAAACAUAAAGCUACUAAAUCUAGACAUAAAUUGA
Cinara cedri is the source of this 1029-nucleotide messenger RNA. The record is from the annotation of a GenBank genome assembly. Lineage: Eukaryota; Metazoa; Arthropoda; Insecta; Hemiptera; Aphididae.